Messenger RNA from Strigops habroptila (Kakapo), 10147 nucleotides. RefSeq names its product NOP2/Sun RNA methyltransferase 6 (gene NSUN6). Bases 56 to 1465 code for a protein of 469 amino acids. Gene Ontology annotation, biological process: RNA methylation. The transcript has 12 exons. NCBI's taxonomy places the organism in Eukaryota, Metazoa, Chordata, Aves, Psittaciformes, Psittacidae. The record is from RefSeq and is a predicted model, not a curated record. Gene Ontology annotation, molecular function: RNA binding; methyltransferase activity.
CGCCGGAGGAGGCGGGAGCGUUGCGGUGCGUGGCGAUUUUAAAACCUAAAGGAAGAUGUCUUGUUUCCCCAAAAUUUUUUUCCAACGUGAAGUUGAAGAGUAUCUCACCAAAGUGUUCAGAAACAACGAGCUUAUCACUGCUUUAGGUACACAGGAGGCAGAGAGUAAAUACCAAUCUCUCUUAAGUCAUCUAUCUCAUCCACCAGCUUUCUCAACUGUUAGAGUUAAUACCCACUUGGCCUCAGUGAAACAUGUGAAAAAAUUGCUGUUUGAAGAGAUCCAGAAGCAAUUUAAAGGACUAUGUGUUCCAGUUCUUGAGCACCCGAAACUCCAGGACAUCUUAAUAAUUCCUGUCAUUGGACCCAGGCGAGAUUUAAAAAAACACACAUCUGAAGUCAUUGUUGGAGCCCAAUGUGGAUAUGCAGUACUUCGAGGAGCACAUGUUUAUGUCCCUGGAAUCAUAUCUACCUCAAAAUUUCUGAAAGCUGGAGAUCUGGUCUCUGUGUAUUCAGAUAUUGAAGGGAAAUGUAAAAAAGGAGCCAAAGAAUUUGAAGGAGUCAAAGUUUUCCUUGGAAAUGGGAUUUCCGAACUGAGUCGCAGUGAAAUCUUUAGUUCAAGUGGCCCAUUAAAUGGGAUGGGCAUAAGAAUGAUAGAGCCAGUCUACCUUAGUCCUUCUUUUGACAAUGUGCUCCCUAGUCAAUUGUUUUUACAGAACUUGCCUUCUGUGGUUGUGAGCCAUAUUUUAAACCCUCAGCCAGGCGAGAGAAUUUUGGAUAUGUGUGCUGCACCUGGAGGAAAAACAACCCAUCUUGCAGCAUUAAUGCAUGACCAGGGUGAAGUAAUAGCCAUGGACAAGAUAGCUAACAAGGUCAAAAAAAUUAAGCAGAACACUGAAUUGCUGCAGUUGAAUUGCAUUAAGGCUUUUUGCUAUGAUGGAACCAAGGCACUUUCAGUUGAGAAGAGAGAGGAUGAACAAGAAGGACCUCCAUUCUUACCAGAGUCAUUUGACAGAAUUCUUCUUGAUGCUCCAUGUAGUGGGAUGGGACAGAGACCAAACAUGGCUUAUGCCUCGACUUUAAAGGAAGUGACCUCUUAUAAACCACUACAACGCAAGCUUUUCACGGUGGCAGUGAAAUUGCUGAAACCAGGAGGUGUUUUAGUAUAUAGUACAUGUACGAUUACACUCUCUGAAAAUGAGGAGCAAGUUGCUUGGGCCCUGAAAACUUUUCCAUGCCUCCGGCUUCAGCCACAGGAACCUCACAUUGGAGGAGAAGGCAUGAGGGGAGCUGGUCUGCCUCUUGAUCAGUUGAAGCUGCUGCAGAGAUUUGAUCCAUCUGCUGUGACGCUGCAAGGAAUGGAUAUUAAUUCUUUGCAAGAUUUCACGGAAGAUGAUCUGAUUUUACUGGCAAAUAAGGACUGUAUAGGAUUUUUUAUUGCAAAGUUUAUUAAAUUGAACAGUAAAUAAGCAUUUAGGAAUGCCACCUGAAAAAAUACCUCUGUGUGUCUACGGACAGUUGAGACAUAAAGUGUGUUUCUCAGUGCUGCAACGUUGCCAAGCCAACGGGCUGACGGCAGGGUUGCUAUGGCAGCCAUAAAAUCUGCCAGCUGUUCUGCUGGGAAAGAGCCACAGGUUGCAGAAAGAAAAUCAUGUCUGGGGGAAGGGCAGCAUCAUUUUUAAGUCUCCAUUUGCUUUUGUAUUUACAGGAGGUCAGUGCAUGAAUGACAAGUAUGUUCACUCACACUGAUGUCUGCUCUGUCUUUCCCCAUGCGAGUUGCUUAUCUAGUGCAGCAAGUAUAGGGAGGGGAAGCAAGCUACUUUAUGAAAUGCAAACAAAAAAAAAAAAUAGAUGGGAACUAUUAUUGUGAAUCUUAGAAAAGGUCGUUUCUAUGGAGGUUUACCAAUAGGCAAUGUUUCAUUAAAUGAACGUUUCUUCACGAAACACUAACAUUUUACAAAGAACUGUUUUAUAAAUUGAUACUUAGAACCUCAUUUCUCUUUUAUUUUAAUACAAGCAAGAUUCUCUGUACACAUAGUAUAUACACAAAAUACGAUUAGGCUUUGUAGCAUGUCUUUUAUAGCAGCAUGAAUAUAUUAAACCAUCUCACUCUGGGAAUGUAAAUAAAUAUUGUUUCAACAUCAAACUUCCCAUGCAUAAACUGUAUUGGUUCUGAAAUAGCCGAUUGGACUGGCUGACAAGUGACAAUUUUAAAAUCAAACAUUUGCAACAGAAGGGGCUACAGUUGUGAUUAAUAUAUCGAAAGACAGAAAACAAUGCAUAAUACCAUCUGAAAUGUUGCAAAUCACCUUUCAAACAACUAAGAAUAUUAACUCUUCAUUGGUUAGAAAGUGUCACCAGCUAAAAUCAUAGGAAAAUUGAAACUGGGGAAGCAUGCUAAUGAGAACUGCCUUAAUACACUGCUCAAAGAUUUAGUAGUCUAAAUUUCUUAAAUUAGAUGUAUUUGAAAAUUCUGUUUCAGUUCCAGUUUGAACAGUAUUCUCUUUUCUUAGUACUGCUGGAACUGACAGUAGCACUGAAAUUAGAGAGAAAAGGUAAGUACAAUUCAAAAACAUAAAUUGACAUCUGUGUGUGUUUAGUUUUUUCCUCUUAUUAAUUUCCAGUUUUUAAAAGCAUUUUCUGGAAAGUGUCUCUUUUCACACAUAAUUAUUUGGUUGGAUUAAAAAGAGUGAUGCUUCUUUUAUAAUUUGUCUUUAUACUGUCAGAAGUGCUUUUGCAUUUGGUCACAAUCAAAACAAUUUAUACAAUUCUGUUUCUCAGUAGUUUGGUUUACUUAUAUUUGCUAUAAAUGUUUUGAUACUAUGUGUUUUCUACUGUUCUUAAACAAAUGCCCCUUCUUCUGCCACGGUUGACUAGUACAUCCUCUGUAAGGCCUACACUAGCAGAAAAGGAGGAUGAAAUUCCUGUCAACUACUUGUCUACUUUUGGUCACUUGUUGACAUUAACCACAAUGUGUCUAAAGAAGAUUUAAAGUAAUUUUGUUUCAUCAGUAGUACGUGAGAUACCCUAUUUAGAAUCAUGAAAGCUCAUACUAUAAAUUGCAGUCUUUUUAGUCUAAAUAUGGCUAAAAUAAUUACUUGGUAACAAAAGGGAUUAGUCUUUUAUUGUAAGUACAUGUUGAAAUCUUUACGUCAGUGCUAGUAAAAAAGCAUUUUCUUUUUGCAGAAUAUAUAAAUUCUGUAAACAUUGAUCAGCACACAUAGACUAUAUACUGAAAUUUGUGUAUGCAUGUAAAGUAAGGAACUUUGCCUCCAGUUUCAGUAGCAGGAUUUUGCAAUGCUGAAUUUGAAAGAAUUAAGAUUGCUGAAUUUGAGUGGAAGAUUUGUUGAGACCUGCCCAGAUUUCUUGAGUUUUGAAUGAUUAACAGGCUUUUCAAGAAGGUGAUCUCACUUGAUUUUAUAUGAGAAGUUUCUGGGGUGGGGAGAGGAGAGGAGAAAAAUGACUGACUUGUAUUUGAUUCCAGUGUAAUUGCAGACCAGACUUCACCUGAAAAUAUUACUGAUAUCUGAACUUUAACUACUAGAGUUGUUUCUGCAAAAGUCAACUCCUAGACUUAAAAGAACACUUAGCAUAUUAAAAGGAAAAGCUUCAGCUGUUUCCCUUAGGCCACUAUCUCUGUUGGUAACUGGGGAGUGGUGGUGGGGAGGGGAGAGACUUCUCUAUCAGGCAGCUCAGAACAGAAACUCAAUUAAGAUGCUCCAAAUCAUCCAUUAAAGGCACCAGCGUCCUUCCUUUGACUGCAAGCUUGGCUAAAUCAGAUCAGUAAAGUUAGAUAUAUGCCUUUUCUCCUUUUAUUUUUUCUUUUUUUCUCCUUUUCUUUUACUUUGCUUUUCUUUUUUCUUUUCCUUUUCUUUUCCUUUUUAUUUUCUUUUCUAACCUUACUGUGAUUUUAACUAGAAGUGUAGGAAUACUUUCUCACUGUCACAAUUCUGAUAGUGUAUAUAUAUAUUUUUAAUACAUAACAGGAUUACUUUCCUGAUAAGAAUGUUUUACACACUGAAUCAUUAUGCUUCAGCACCAACUGCUGAAGCACAAUUAAAUAUAUGUAUAUAUUUAUACUAUAUGAGAUAUUUAUAUAUUAAAUUAAAAAAGUUAUUAUCAUUGUAAUUAAAGAUUAACCCUACAAAAUAGAUAAUUAGGCGUGCAAUCAGAUCUUGUCUUUAAGAAAGUCUGAAAAGUAUUUUUCUCUAUUUGCAGAAAUAGUGAUUAGUAAUAGUGCCAAAUCUAAAUAUUUAUCUUUGUCAAUAUAAAGAUACUAAAAUAGGCAGCCUAGUAUAGUAUGAAAUUAUUACACAGCUUUUUCCUGUUUCAGUGUCAUGGAGUCCACCAAAUUUUAGAUCAUAGGAUUUCAUAUGCUUUUUAAGGAAAAGGAAAUAUUUCAGUAAGAAAUAGAGUGGUGAUGGUGAUCAACAAGAAAUUACUUUGGAGUGGGUAGUUUAAAACAUAAAGAACCUUCUUUUUAUGUUUAAUUAAUUGUUCAUGACUAAAAAAAAUUGAUGAGCAAAUCCAAUUUUGUACUGCUAGAAUUCAGUGCAGAAUAGGCAAGCAUGAUAGAUAAAAGUGCUAAGAAUAAAGUAAGAAAAGAGAACACAGAUGAGUUAGAAGAACCAGCUUAAUCUCUAUUAUAUCUGAUAUAAAUCUUUUUUGGGGCUGCGUAGGAACACAUCUCUAGGGUGGUAAGUUAUAAAAAGAAACUCUAUAAAACUACCGUAAGCUCAUAUAUAAGAGUUUGUUAUAUAAAAGUGGAGAAAUAAAUUAUAGACAAAUUGCCAAGCAAUAAAUUUGAUUGAAUAACAUUUGAUUAAAAACAUUCACAAUAAAAAUGGCAUCCACAUAUUUUACAGACAAUAGAUGAACUAAAAUUUUGGUGAAAGAUCCGCAGUAAAUAUAAGUAAAUGUACACAAGAAAUGUUACACUCAAAAAAAAAUCAUUUUUCUGUUCUUCCUCUAGACUAUGUUAUAAAGUUUUUUGAAAUGUGCUUUAUUUUCAUGGAUGGAAUAGAAUUAAAGUCAAAAGCAUCUGGGAAAUAGCUUUCAGCCUGGUGUGUUAAAGCAGUCAGAGACCAAAUGUAACCACAAACCAAAAAAUCUCUAAGAGGCUUUAGUAACUAACACAGGAGGUGGUUUACACUAACCCUUUUACUUUGGAUAGACACUGAUUAAAAGCAGUCAGACCACUCACUGCUAAGGGAAUGAUGGCUCACAUUAAAACCUCUGCAGGUGUCACAGAAUGCAAGUAUGACUUUACAAACCAACAGAGCUUAAAAAAGGUAAUUACUAACAAAUUCAUAAAAGACAGUAAGUGUUAAGGGCAGGGUAUUAGACCCAGGCAGGAACUGUAUGUAUAUACGGUGAGUAACCAGAUAUGUAAGGAGAAGUAAAAAAUAGGUGUCUACUUUUAUUCAGGGUUUGAUGAGUGAAAUUUCAUUUCCUUCUCUACUUAUAGUAAGGGCUACAGAUUAAGAGUUUACAGAUUUCUGUGAAACCAGGUAUACCACUCAAACUCAUUGUGGCUUUAGAAUCAGUCUUCAUUAUUUGGGGCCAAAUCCUUAGGAUAAAUUAUAUAAUUUUACACCUUGAGAAGUAAAAACUGUGGAACUCUCAAAUUUUGAACUCCUGAUACCAGACACAGAAUAUGAAUUUAUGAGUAUUCUAGAAGACUAUUUUAAUAUCUAGGCAGUAAUUUAUGGAUAGAUUUAAAAAUAGUUUCUUUCAGCUCUUAAAUCCUACUUGAUGCUGCUUUUGUGCACAAACCUGUUUGCUUAUUCAUCCCCACUGUCCUGUCCCUUAACAGGUCUGGAGACUGUUACUCUCACCCCCUCCAGUCCCUCCUCAAGAAUUCUGUCUUCCAUGCUGUCUGUGUGACACUAAACAACUGAUAAAGGAUAGACUCAGGCUGCUGAACAGUACUGAUGUGUAUUCAUUUGAAAAGACAUACAAAAAUAACGUUAACAUCUAACAUAUAUACAUGUAAAUGUAAAAAUGUAUCCCAUUCCUUCCAUAUACUGAAAUUCUUUAGAAAAAUAUAGAGCAAGAGCUGACAAGAGCUAUGUAUCACAACUCUUUUUUCUUUCUCUCUUUCCUUCUGUCUCACUGGUUUUAUUAUCUUUUUAGCUCAUUUAAAUAGAAAUUUUACAGCUUGUUUUGUACCACACAUACAUAAAACAACUCUGGAGCUCACUGGGACCUUUACUAUUUCUCAGAUUCAAAGCUCCUGAAACCAGAUACAGAAAUAUGAACUCAUUAGUAUCCUAAUGCAAACAAUAAUUAAAUUUUCUAUUGGCAAAACUUGCAAAGACAUUUCAUCACAAUAACCUUUGAUAUGUCCUCCAGUUGGAGUAUUUUUAAAGCUUCUUACUGAAAUAAUUCUGUUAAAGUGCUUUUCAAAGUAGUGCUCAGCAGGCAGGUGCUAUUAUGCAAUAUGUGUAGUACAAGCUCACAUUACACAUGAUUUGUCACUCAUAAAACAAUAACCGGCGGGAAGUAUCUUAGCAAGGCUAAUAAAAACUUACUAAGUGAGUCUGCCUAAGAAAUACAUGUGGUGUUACUAUGUUGUCUGUACAUAAUUAGCAGCACUAUAGAAAACAUGAUUCAUUAGUUGGAUUAGGACAUGCCUUAUUUUGUGAUAUUUAUAUUCCAUAAAUCAAUAUAUAGCCCAUACUUAAAUACUAGGGCUUGGACUAUGCUCUUUAUUUUCUCAUUUAUUUGUCUAUACAUGGCUACCUACACUCCAUGGUUUUCAUCCACUACUCAGUGCUUUGAAAUUCUGCCAAACGUUCCUUAAAAAAUACUUUAAGAAAGGUGGAAAACAAACACUCUCUGAAGCAAAAGUAAAAAAGAAAAAACAAACACACAAAAAAACCCCAAAACCAAAACCAGCAAAAAAAAUAAUAAGUCAAGGUACUGAAAUGGAAUCCAUAGGUAACUUCUUGGAGGACACAGCUGCCAUAUAACAGCUGUAGGGAGCAACAGCAUUCACUGAAGCUGGUAAAUAGCUAAAGCCAGGCGACACAGAGCAAGACAUUUUAACUUCUCUUCCCAUUUAACUUCUCUUUCCAUUUACAUGUGAUCUGAUAUGAAUCAAACAACAAAGUCUUUCAACAUAGUUUUCCACUGAUACCCUGAAAAUCCUCUUGUAUCAAAAGCCACUGUUUUUAUACUCUCAUAUAUCCAUUUAGUAAUACAACAGAUCUACUUACCUAUACUUCCUUUGUCUACAAUGUCAUGUAGUGAUGUUGAGAAAAAUGCUUAUAAUUUUAUUUCUAGAAAAAUACCCUCUUCCUUGUGUUCCCCACAGUUCAUGCUUUGAGCCACAUACUAACCUUGAAAAACCACAACAGUCAGCAGCACAGGAGAAAUGGCCAGAUACCUGACAGUAGAAUUUCACACUCUUACAUCAUUGUAAAAAAGUGCAUAUAAAGCAUCAGGGGGCAGGGAGGCAAGAGGGACAGGGAGGACAGAGUAUGUUUAAGGGAGUUAAACUGAAUUGCUUGGAUGCUGGAAUAGGAGACUGGAGAAAACAUGCACCUGCCAUAUAUCUUAUCCAUUUCACUAAAAUGAUAUUCAAAAUCAGGCAAUGCUGAUAUUCCCAAAAUUAAAAUAAUAAAUAGAAAGAACUUCCAGCUAAAUUAAUUAUCAUCCCACUACAGUCUUUAUAUAAUGUGCUAUUUACAGGGAAAUACAAAAAGUAUUUCAUUCAUACAGUUACUGCAAAGACUAUAUGUGAUGCAGAACAGCUUUUACACUAGGCAAGGGUAUGGAACCUGUAGUCAAAAAUAAUAGUGAAUUUCCCCCGCUUACCAGUGCAACAGGUGUUCAAUGCAAAACAAACUCUCUUCACUCCCUUUGAUUUCAAUGCACUUUCUCUAGCAAGCUCUUAACAGUAUUUUCACAGUCAUUUUUCUAAGCUCUCACCAGCAUCACAACAGUUUAGGUGAAGGAAAAGCAGUGAGCUGGCUGCAGAGUGGGAAUGCAGAGGAACUGGGAAGUGUAGAAAAAGUGGAGAAGCUACAAAAAUUUAUUUUCCAACAAAAUAACUCUCCACAAGCUGUGUAAACUUUUCUUACUAAAACAAAUACUCUAAACCACAAGGAUUUUACAUUUCCAGUAAAACACAGUAACAUUUCCCUCCUUUUACUCUCUUGAAGUCUCAACAAAGAGCCAGCAGAUUUAUGCUUUCUCAAUUACCUGGGUCAGUAAACUCCCUCAUAUUCCCUGACUGCAAUUUAGAUUUUUAAUGUAAUAGUCAGAAUGAAGAAAAAGACCUGUUUGGCUUUUGAGUAACCUUUGUUUUCUUCAGUAGAUUCUCACACUUUGCUGCCUAACAUGCACACGCACACAUACGCCCAUCCACCACCCACCCGCUCACAUACACACCUCUGCCAUAUGUGCUCUAUUAUUCUGACAACAGAACAAAACCUAAGCUGUGCCCAUUGCGAUUUUGUGACCUCUACAGAGAAGAAUAAUUUAUAGUGGUAAGUUCAAUAUCUUUACCGUAAAUUUAAAAUGCAAAACUGGGUUUGCAAGGUAUAAGAGUUAGACCCUUUAUCUCAAGCUCUCAUUCGUAUUUACAAUAAGUAUAAGCUUUCUGCUACAGAAGAAGUAGUAUUUAGAUUGAACACUGUUACAGAUUUCCUAAAUGAGGCUAGUUCCAGUUGCCAGUAAUUCAAAAGCAAAUCUGCUGACUUGGCAUUAGGACUCUAAAACAGUGUGAUCAAACGCAUAUAGUAAGAAGGUGUCUGCAAGAAAUAACAUUUAUAAACUGUAUAUACAGUACACAGUACCAGUACAUAGAAAAUAGAUUUUGACUUAUGAUCCCCCUGCGUGUAAGGCAAGACUGAAUUCUGUCUUCGAAUGGAGUCCACCAGAGGUACAAGCAACAGAGAGGGGCUCUUAAAUCAAUAUGCAAAUCAAGUGCAUACAAAUUAAAAACCAGAGCAGACAAAAAGUUUUAGAUUUUUUUUUUAUGUGCUGAUUCUGGCUUGCUGAAUACACGGGAAGUCAUUAAACAUCAAAUGUACCUUUUUUUAAAAAACACUAACAACACCUUGAUGGCAACAGAUAUUGUUCAAGUGGCAGCUACCAAAAAACAGCUUGAAAAUGGCAUAGUACAACAUCAGGAAUGCUUCAGUUGUACUACACUAAUUCAUAUAGCACUAACCAAAAAAAUAAGUAUAUGAAUAUUCUAUUUCAUGCUAUUGCUAUGCAAGCAACAGCAAUACAAAUCAGCAUACAGAAGGAUACCAUAUGUUCUGCAAUGAGGAACCCAAAGAUAUUUUCAAGGGGUAUCGUUACAAGACUUCAAAGAAACACAAGACUGCCGGAGGCAAAAGUUACUGACGGAUGUAAACAUCCCUGUUCCAUUCUCCUGUGUCGUUACGCUUCUUCGAUAUCACUUCCCCAUCCUUGUCACAAUAUUGGUCCCUUGAUUUAUGCCGACUACGCUGUUUGUUGCAUUCAUUGUGGUCCUGCUCGCGGUCCCUCUCCUUUGAGCGAUGCCUUGAUUCUCUAUGUCUGUGAUCACUGCUCCCGUGAGACUCGUCUCUAUGAUUGUGAUCCCUGUGAGAAUCAUAGUGGUCACCGUGCUCAUGUGAGUAGUCCUCCUUUGGCUCUACGUAAGCCGAAUCUCUGCUGUCUUGUGUUUCUGAGUCAAAAGUUUCUUGCCUAGAAAGGCCUCUAACACCACUGCGAUGGUUGUGGUGUUGGCUUGAGGAAGAGCGAUGCUGGGACUUCUUGAUGGGCUCAACCCGUGCCUCCUCUUCGAUUUGUGAACUGCUGCGUUCAGGGACUGAAUGGUCAUUCCUCUGGUCUCCUUGAGAUCCCUGCUAUCACAACCAGCAGUAAGUUCACAUAUAUGCAGUACACAUUUAAAAACUUUCCCCAAUAUCAAAUUCAGCUAGAAAGGAUCACAAAACCAAUAAAAUUGAAGUACACAAUAAUCCACUUCGAAUCUAAACUAGAAAAUAAAAUUAAACCAGAAUUCAAGUUUUACUGAAGAUGCAGUAUUAUAAUACAAACAUUUCCUUUCAUCAGAAUGGAAGGUGGUACUUGGGUUAUUCUAUGACACGUUCUUGUCUCUUGUGAUGUUUCUGACUAUUCCAGUUAGCAAUAUUUGCCUACCACACUCCAGA